CUUCGAAGAGAAAUCAAAUCAAACGAGAAGAAGGACAAAAGAUGAAGAAGACUAUACAAUUAACAGAAACUUCAAAUCGUUGAUGCAGAACCUCUAAUAACUGAGAGAGCGUUGUCCUCGUUGGAGCGGUGGUGGUUGUUGUUGAUAUCCAUGGCGGAAGAUUGAGAAACUAAGAAAUAAUCUCUUAGUUUCAUCAAUGGCAGAGGAGAGGAGAACAAACCAAUUGCAAGGACGAGCCGGAGACGGUGGGCGGCGAGAUCGGCGAGGUGAGCUCUGGUUUGUUGGGAGGAGAGAAUCGGAGCUUCCACUAAACGACAACAACAACGAUAAUGAUACUCUUCUUCUUCCUCCGUUCUCCGCCGUUAAACCUUUCCUCCUCCUCUGUACCUCCGUCGCGUUAUCGUUUUCUUUAUUCGCCGCUUCUCCUUCUUCGGCGUUUGUAGUCAGUACUCCGAGGAAACUUCAAACUGAUGAACUCGCCACUGUUCGUUUGUUUCAAGAGAAUACUCCUUCCGUUGUUUACAUCACUAAUCUCGCCGUCAGGCAGGACGCGUUUACAUUGGAUGUUCUUGAGGUACCACAAGGCUCUGGUUCAGGAUUUGUGUGGGAUAAGCAAGGUCACAUUGUUACCAAUUAUCAUGUUAUUCGUGGUGCUUCUGAUCUCAGGGUGACUCUUGCUGAUCAAACAACAUUUGAUGCAAAAGUUGUUGGAUUUGACCAAGAUAAGGAUGUUGCGGUUCUUCGUAUUGAUGCACCGAAAAACAAGUUAAGACCUAUACCGGUUGGAGUCUCUGCGGAUCUUCUUGUUGGCCAGAAAGUCUUUGCCAUUGGCAAUCCUUUUGGACUUGAUCAUACUCUUACAACUGGUGUUAUUAGUGGUUUGCGAAGAGAAAUUAGUUCAGCUGCAACUGGUCGUCCAAUUCAAGAUGUGAUACAGACAGAUGCUGCUAUUAACCCUGGUAACAGCGGAGGUCCUCUUCUAGAUAGCUCAGGAACGCUAAUUGGUAUAAACACAGCCAUUUAUUCUCCUUCUGGUGCAUCUUCUGGAGUGGGCUUUUCGAUCCCAGUUGACACCGUUGGUGGUAUCGUUGAUCAGUUGGUGAGAUUUGGUAAAGUCACAAGACCAAUCUUAGGUAUCAAAUUCGCGCCGGACCAAUCUGUUGAACAAUUGGGAGUGAGUGGCGUGCUCGUCUUGGAUGCUCCUCCAAGUGGUCCAGCCGGGAAAGCCGGACUUCAGUCAACAAAACGUGAUGGUUAUGGGAGACUAAUACUAGGAGACAUAAUCACGUCAGUGAACGGUACAAAAGUCUCUAACGGGAGUGAUCUGUACCGGAUUCUCGAUCAAUGCAAAGUCGGCGAUGAGGUGACCGUAGAGGUUCUAAGAGGCGAUCACAAGGAGAAAAUCUCUGUAACUCUCGAACCAAAGCCGGACGAGUCUUAGAAACGUCGUUGAAAGAAGUAAAUAUAUAACGUGUAG
Molecule: messenger RNA, 1477 nt
Organism: Arabidopsis arenosa
Lineage: Eukaryota; Viridiplantae; Streptophyta; Magnoliopsida; Brassicales; Brassicaceae
Source: the annotation of a GenBank genome assembly